AUGACUCUUGGUUAUGCGAAGGACCUGGUCGCUGGUGGUGAAAGCAGCCGGAUUGCCGACUUCAACAAGAGCCGCUUCUGGCGCAACCGAUUUGCAAGGCUUUUCCCGAUGUACGUGCUGACCAAUGCUCUUUUCUUCAUGAUGCAGCGCAUCUUUAUCAAGGCAAAUGGGCAUGGCGGAUCGUUGUCCUUCCUCUCAUCGCCAUACUGGGACUUCAACUUGGUGCUGACGGCUCUGGGCCUCAACAUGUGGGUCUUUCCCAUCACUGUCUGGCUUCCGUCCGAGUCUCAAAUAGAGCUACCAAGCAACUUCGUGACCUGGACAGUGCAAACCAUGGCCGUCUUCUACAUCGUCUUCCCGAGCAUGCUCUCAUGGCUGCAGAAUGUCCAGCGACGACGUCUGAUGGUGCACCUACUCUUCUGGCUCCAGGCCGUGACCUUCAUGUCCCUUGUCUGCAUCGGCCUCUUUUGGAUGAACAACUUCGAAUGGGCCUACUGGAGUGCCAGAGCUUGGCCGUUGAGCCGGAUCCCAGUCUUCGCAAUGGGUUGCCUGGCAGCUGUGGAGCGGAUCCAUGGCGGAGGUCACCUGACCGCUCUUUGCCGCCUUCCCCGGCGCUGUUCUGCAGAGUCGGAGGGUGCGAGGUGGGGAUGGCGCGCCACUGCCUUGGGCGUCGGGUACCUCCUUGUGCUGGCUUUAGGUAUUACAAUCAACUCUGUACCGUUGAAGGAUUUCCGGUUGCUGCAACUCCGCGAGGGCUUGGUCCGUGCAAGCUGGGAGGCAUUCGUCCCCCUGCUUUUCAUCGACUUGAUCCUGGCAUUGACGCAGUGCGGUAACAAUGGACCUCUGGCAAAGCUUUGCCGAAGCAAGCCGAUGGAGUUCAUGGGAGACAUAGCCAUGGCCUUCUACAUGGUGCACUUCAUGGUGCUGGGCCUGGGUACCAGCCUCUGCGCUCGCCUCUUCCCCCCGAAGGAUCCGACACCCAUGUAUUCGGCGACGCCAUGGUGGCUGCUUGGCACAUGUUUCCUCUUGGCCCUGUUCUUCG
This is a messenger RNA of Symbiodinium necroappetens, 1042 nucleotides long. The record is from the annotation of a GenBank genome assembly. Lineage: Eukaryota; Dinophyceae; Suessiales; Symbiodiniaceae.